Ostreococcus lucimarinus CCE9901 is the source of this 639-nucleotide messenger RNA. RefSeq lists its product with no specific name. The transcript has a single exon. The record is from RefSeq and is a predicted model, not a curated record. NCBI's taxonomy places the organism in Eukaryota, Viridiplantae, Chlorophyta, Mamiellophyceae, Mamiellales, Bathycoccaceae. Bases 1 to 639 code for a protein of 212 amino acids.
AUGCUGGCGCUCGCGGCGUCGAACGCGCUGCGGAACGCGACGGGACGCGGCGGGUUCGGCGACGGAUUGAGCGCGGGCGGGGACUCGAUCAGCGUGGUGAAGAUACAGGUUGGCCUGUUAGGCUCCGCGCGCGCGUUGCAGAAGGAUUUGGAGCGCAUCGCGGACAAAGCCGACACGUCGUCGCCCGACGGUUUGCACUUUGUGCUGUCGGAGACGGCGCUCGCGCUGUUGCGUAAUCCCGAGUAUUGCGUCUACGGCUACGCCGCCUCCAAGGUGUGUCGCGGUCCGGAACAAGCGGAAGAGACGUUCAACGAUUACUCCAUCGACGAGCGCGGGAAAUUCGAGAAAGAAACCCUCGUCAACGUCAACGCUCGCCGCCGCGCCGAAACCGUCGGCGUCGACCCCGCCGCCGACACCAACGACUACAUCCUCGUCACCAUCAUCGCCGCCGCGGACGGCGGCGUCAAAAUGCCCGACAUCACCGACGCCAACGACUUAAAGACCGCGCUCAAGCGUCUCGGCGCCGUGCGCGUCGAGGCUUUACAAGCCGUCGAAGUCUUAUGGACGCCGCAGGAAGACGGCGACGUCCUCACCCAAACCGAGCUCUUGCGCGACUACCCCAUCCUCGUCAACUUGUGA